UGAUAAUGCCAGAUUUUGGAAGGGUGAUUUUUAUGUUAUCGGUUGUUGUUGUUGUUCAUGUCAUGUUUUCAAAAAAAAUGGCAUUGGCGUCGUCAGGAGCUACCAUUCCACUUCAUUUGAAUGCAAAAAGAAAUUGUACAUAUGCAAUUACAGUGAAAACAACUUGCAUAAAGGGUGCUGACACUACCAACCAUGUGAGCAUAAGGUUUGGGGACUCGAAUUCAAAUGACAUCUUCGUGCAUCGCCUCAACUCAAAGCAUGUCAAAAGGCUUGAUCCUCUUGAGCCACAAGUUCUUGACGACGUACCGACAAAACCGUUUCAAGCUUGCACAAUAGACCAAUUUGAACACAAAAGCCACUGUGUAGAUUCACCCGUGUGUUACCUAUAUCUAAAAUUGACAGGUCAAGAUGAUUGGCGUCCAGGUUUUGCACAAGUUCGAGUACUAGAGGGACCACACCUCAGUUCAGAUUACUUCUAUUUUCGUCGAUAUCUGCCAAGAAACGUAUGGCACGGUAUGGAUGUUUGCGACACCGACGUUACCCCUUUUGGGCUAAAAUAUAAAAAGAAGUUGUUUAGCUAGUAGUCUUGGAGCCAUUCAUGACCUGGCUUUAGGUAUCAAAAAGUUAGUCCAGUUUUAAGUUUCGAAUUCAAAAUAAUGUAUAAGUUUCGGUAUGUAAUAUACAAGUUACUAUAUUAGUG
Molecule: messenger RNA, 700 nt
Organism: Cynara cardunculus var. scolymus (artichoke)
Lineage: Eukaryota; Viridiplantae; Streptophyta; Magnoliopsida; Asterales; Asteraceae
Product: embryo-specific protein ATS3A-like
Exons: 2
Coding region: 6-581 (191 amino acids)
Molecular function (GO): protein binding
Source: RefSeq, a predicted model, not a curated record